Mytilus trossulus (common blue mussel) is the source of this 5178-nucleotide messenger RNA. Its product is annotated as teashirt homolog 1-A-like. The transcript has 2 exons. The coding region runs from base 230 to 3346 and encodes 1038 amino acids. Gene Ontology annotation, biological process: regulation of transcription by RNA polymerase II. Gene Ontology annotation, molecular function: DNA binding; DNA-binding transcription factor activity, RNA polymerase II-specific. Gene Ontology annotation, cellular component: nucleus. NCBI's taxonomy places the organism in Eukaryota, Metazoa, Mollusca, Bivalvia, Mytilida, Mytilidae. The record is from RefSeq and is a predicted model, not a curated record.
AACCAGUGAAAAACUGACAGGUAAAUGUAGGGUCCGCAUCUGGUUCCGAAUUUAUCAACCUCCUGACAGGUAUUACGUUUUUGUCAAACAGACACACCUGAGCGGCCAGGUAAAUAUGGUCCCUCAGUUACAGCAGGUGAAAUGUAACCAUCAAUCAGCGUUGACUACACAAUAAUUCUUCAUUAUGGAGUGUUAGUUUGAAACUGUGUGACUCUGGAAUGUUGUCAUUAUGAUCAUAACAGAAGAUAAAGCUAUUGGUGAUGAGAAAUCGUCAGAAAAAGAAGAUAAUGAUGAUAACCAGGACGAAAGUGAUGGUGACGAAGACUGUGAUACAGUAACCAUGGAUUCACAGGAUGUGGAUGAAGGGGAGAUAACUGCUAAUGGUCACAAGGAAGAGUCUGAAGUAGAUGAUGAAGAAGAGGGAAGUUUGAAUACAAAGAAUGGCGACUGUGAUAAAAACAUCAUGGUAGACGAGGAAGAAACAAAACAAGAAGAAGAAAAAACUGAAAUUAUGGAGGAAAGUGAAAAAAUAUCAGACACUAAACAUAUUGUGGAUAAGCAAGAAUGUAGCAAAGAAUCUAGUCGUUCAGAAACACCUCCAUUAAAAAGACUAAUGAGGCAGGACCCUUUGCCUCUCUUCAUGAAUAAUCAUCAUCAUUCACCUCCUAAAAAGAUGUUUAAAGAGGAACAUAUUCACUCUUCAAAGUGGCAGGUGCCACUCAUUCCUACUCCUGCCUUUUUGUCGAAUGUUAAAAAUGCUCCGAUGCAUCCACGGCAACAUAUGUUGAAAUCAAAGCCUUAUUCAAACAGACUCUUCCUUUCGCCUUCAGCUGUUUCCUCAUUUCACUCAAUGGGUUAUCAACCCAAUCUAAAAGUAUAUGACGACCAACCGUUAGACUUGUCGAAAAAAACAGGAAAUGGAAAAUCUUCAUCAUCAUCUGCGUCAUACUCACCAGGUUCUAGCAAACUCACAUCAAGUCAUACAGUGGAAAAUAUUCAUUUGAAAUCUCGUCAUAAGUACAGUAAUGGAAUGUUUCCAGAUUCUGUAAAAUCUAGUCUACAAAGUUUACAACAAAAGUUUGGCGGCGACUAUCACACAAGACAAUUACAAAAACCUGUGAAAGGGUUGCAUCCCUUGUCAUAUGAAAUGUUUAACAAAACUUUUUGUGGAGAUAAUGUUUUGCUGAAUUCCAUAUCCUCAUUACCAAAAAAGAAAAGCCCUAUUCCGCCAUUUACAGAAACAUCAGAGAAAUCCUUGAGCGAAAAAUCAGAAUCGUCAUUUAAUAAUCACAAAGACUUGAACUCUAACUUCAAAAAGCAGAAUUCUAGCAAUGAUAAUGAAGAAGAUAAGUACACAAGGCAUAAGUGUGUUUGUACUAAAACUUUUACUUCAUUGUAUGAAUUAAGUUUACAUAUUCAAGAAACUGGACAUCUCCCUGCUGGGGUGAAAAAGGCAAACUUAAUGGAAUAUCCCAAACUUGUCCGGGGUCAAGAUAUGUGGUUGAAUACAGAGUCUGAACAAACCAAACGAAUUCUACGCUGUAUGCAGUGUGGAGAAUCAUUUAAAUCAUUGCCUAUGUUGACAGUUCAUAUGAUGCAGACUCAGCAUUAUACAAAAAUUGUAAGUUCUGAACACGGACGACGUACACAUAAGUGUUCUGCUUAUUGUGAUCGCGAUGUUGACCGUGAAUGUGUAUUCAAAUGUAAAGUAUGCAAUAGUAUGUUUGUUGACAUGGAAGGACUAGCUAAUCACAUGAUAUUAUCAGGACAUCAUAAACGAAACAUACUCCGAACUCAAAAUCACACUGCAGAAUUAAAUUUAAAACAAAACAAUCGUCAAUAUUUACCUGUAAGUGAGGAAAGCACAGAGCGUGAUACUCGUAAAAAAUCUCUUUCUAGGUCAUCACCGCCUCAGGACAGGUUAUCGGCUAGUAGUCCUGAGAGUGAUUUAAUGGAUGAUAGCAUGAUCAGUUGUGAAAACUGCGGUGAUAAAAUAGAAACAAGUUUAUUUGUAGAACACGUAAGAGCUUGUCUUCAUCAAAGUAUGGUUGAUGCCUUUGAAUCAAGAAUUCAAAAGUUAAAAUCAAAAGUUGACAAUCUACAGUCAAAAAAUGUAAAAGAAGAAAAUAAAAACUUUGAAGUUGACCCAAAUGAAACUAGUAAUGGAAAAGAUUCUGAGAAAUUCAAGUCUAGAAUUGUGAAACUUGAAAGUACGGAAAAGAAAGAUUUGAAACAUGAUGAACACAGUGAUAUAAAACAAGAACUAAUCAAUCAAGAUUCUAUUUCAGAUACUCCGGAAAAGCUAAACAAUAUCAAAACUGAACCCAUAGAACUAAAUGAAAACCAAAAAUCCUCAGAAAAAAACCAAAAUGAUAAAUCCGAAGACAGAAAUCCACUAAAAUCUGAUAGUGUUAAAAUGUUAGAUAUUUUAAAUCCAGAGGACGAAGGGACAGAUAGGGGAGGUAAUUCAGCUCUCCAAGCCAUGGAAUCAUUCAUUCAAAAAAGUUUUAGUUCAAAAUUUACCUACGGCAAAAACAAGUUUCAGGUUAAUAUGUUUGACAAGCAGGAGUCUUUAAGUCCUCUGUUGAAGUUUGAAAAAUAUAGGAAAUAUUUCCAACCGUCUUUAAUGAUGGAGAAUACAUCAAAGAAGCCAGAGGAAUCAGAGAUGAAUGAUAGCGAAGCCGACGAUUCCACAAAAGAUGAAUUAGAAAAACUUGAAAAAUUAUGUGAAAAUGUCAACAAAAGGCAGACAAGUCCUAAACAAAGUACGAAAUUAGAAACUGCUGAACUCAAAGAAACAAAAGUUACAAAUGAAUCAUUAAGUAGUAAAUAUUUAAAUAUUGAUGAAGAGGAACAAAAUGCUGAAAAGUCUUCAUCAGCACUGGAUUCGCUGAGUAGUUUUGUCUAUGGACAAGCUUUAGACAGUGAACACCCUCUUGAUAAAUUACAGAAGCUCAUAACAAAAACUGACAUUCCCGGAAUGAGUUCUUCAAGUCGGACUAUUUUAAAUGGGUCACCUGAAGUCUCCAUUCCUCUAAAUUUGUCUGUGAAAAGAGAAAUUGACGAGGAUGACCUUGUGGAGGAUGGAAUAUCUGAAGGUAGUCAUAGCGACAGUGGUAGUGAUUCUGCUGUAGAGUACCAUUGUGUAGCUUGCAGUAGACAUUUUGCUUCAAAAGGAACAUACCGUUAUCAUUUAAGUCGAUGUCAUUUAUCAACCAUUAAGAAAUAUGGUAUAAAAGAGGCCUUUAACAUGAGUCCUUAUGUAUAUCUUCCUUUAGACCAUACUGCCAAGUUUUCUAAGUAUUUUAAAAUGGCAGAAGAAUUAGUUAAAAAAGAAAAAUUGUAACAUAUAUAAAUUUAUUUUGCUCUGUGCAAUUUCUUAACGAUAACUGUACUAAUUUCGGUAUAUUAUUUUUUUGAAAUCUGAUAUUUUUUGCUAUGAAUUGCAUAAUGUUUGUCAGAAGACAUGUUUGUUGCAAGGUGGUUUUGAGUUAUUGGGCAAACCUUUACAUAAUUUAACAUUGACAUUUAAACACAGACUUUUUGGAAAUGUUGGUUCUUUCCUAUUUUAAGAAGCUGUCAAGAAAAAAAAGCAUUGGUAAUACACAUAUUUUGUAGAAUUAUUUUGGUUUAGUUUUAAUGAUUUAUUUUAAUCCAAAUUCAGUCUGUAACAGAUGACAUACUUGAUGUAACUUUUCUGGAUUUAGAGUUUAAGGCUUUAGAACAAGUACUGGUACCAAAAUUUGAACUUUCCAAUGAAAUUUCUAUUACUUCAACUUUAUUUUAAUCGGUGAGUAAAAUUCCCCCUUUUUCCACGCCUAAAAUAUAAAAGGGGAAUUAUGUUUACUGGUUAAUGCAUCUUUCCCAAAAUAAGUUUAAGUUGUUCACUAUCAUUUAAAACUUGGUAGUCAUAUUCAACAUGAUGCAAGCUUUAUAUGUAUGCCAGAUCAGGGGUUUGACCUAGAUUCCAUGGUUCACAGAACAUGGACAUUUUAUAGUAGGAGCAGGGCAUGUUGUCCUAUGGACUUAUCAUUGUUAAUAGCUUAUUUUCUUAUUUUUGUACUUGAAGAGAAAUCUCUAUUUUGAGAACACUAAAUAUCAUGGUUUUAAUACUUUGCUUCUUUCAAAGUUUUUCAAUGUAUAUAAAGUAGUUUCCCUUUUUGAAUGAAAUUACCAAAAUUGGUGUCCUAUGAUUAUUAUUGAAUCCAUAGUAAUAGUAAAAAGUCCUUAUGUUUCAAAAAAAUGUCAAGAGUUUCAUCUUACUUUUACUCCCUUAAAAAGAAAACAAGUCUAAUUUUAUAAGAAAACAUUACGAAUAAAUGUAUAUUUGAUGGAAAUUAGUACAGUUAUAGUUUAGACCAAAGUAUAAUCUAUGGCAGUCUGAGACAAGAAUUUGUGUUGUAUUAUAGUUUGUAUUGAAUUAAUAUUGAUUUGUGAGGGAGAUAAGGGACCAAAGGAUAAAUUUCUUCUGAUGGUCAGUAAAAUUUACGAUGUAACAAAUCAUGUCAUAAACGUUGGGUGACAGUGAUAAAUUUACCACGCUAUUUAAACGAUUUUUCAUUUUCAAAUAUUUGAACAAUUGAAAAACAGGAAAUUUGAAAAGUUUAUUAAAAAUUUCGGUAAACAAACAGGUAUUAAAUUUUACUAUUGUAUUUGUAAGUUAUAUUAUAUCGAGGUGUAUAAAUUAAAUGGAUAUUAUAUAUUAGAUGAAAAAUAAUGAUUAAUGAAAGCAGCUGUUUAUGAAAUAUUUUUUUAUUUGUUUAAAUCAACUUUAUAUAGAAAAUGGGACAGAUUUCAUUUUAUACUCCAUAGCAAAGACCAUUCUACAUUAUUCAAAGCAGUCAUGAUGUCUGUUUUAGAUGGAUUUAGUUACUGUUAAAAAAAAAAGAUAGAUAGCAGUUGAAAUCAAAAUUGCUCAAGCAUUUUCUCUGUACAUGUAGUAAUUUUAAUUUCAACUGUAGAAUUUAAAUAGCAAUGACUGUUUGCAAAUAUUUUUUUUGUAAUUAUGGAAUGACCUUCAGGGUUAAAAUUUGUUUUUUUGUGGAGUUUGUUGCACAACUUUUUUUAUUGUAUUUAAAAAAUGAUGCUAGUUUUAUAUCAAGAUUGAGAAUUGUUAAACAAUUAGAAUUGUCAAUCAAGUUAAUUAUUUUUCAUAAAAAUAUUUUAGAGUACCAAUGA